GUUUUUGGCUUCAAAUUCGUGCAAAUGUGACAAGAUGGACAGAAAAGUAGCGUUAACUGCUGAAGAACUUGAAGAAAUUGCGCGGAAAAUAAGUGAGUGUGGGUUGACUGACGAUUCGGAUGUUGAAGAACCUUUUCAAGAUUCCGGAUCCGAGUAUAAGUCACAAUCGGAUAUUUCAUCUGAAAGGGACCUGGAGCUUCCUGCCCGUCGUACUACACAUAAACGCAAAAGGAACAACCAACAGAAAGCUAAAAACGAUUUGCCUGAUGAUGAAAUUCUUAGCGUAGAGCCUAAUUUAGCGUCAGAUCUUGAGAAGAUUGAGAAGAUUGAGAAGAAUAUUCACUGGAGCACUAGUGGAUCUUCAUUUAUUCCUUCAAAGAGUGUACCUACCGCGCAUGUUACACGUAUUUUACAUGCAGAUAUUACUCAUAAAUAA
Acanthoscelides obtectus is the source of this 436-nucleotide messenger RNA. Lineage: Eukaryota; Metazoa; Arthropoda; Insecta; Coleoptera; Chrysomelidae. The record is from the annotation of a GenBank genome assembly.